Oryza brachyantha (malo sina) is the source of this 1577-nucleotide messenger RNA. RefSeq names its product metal tolerance protein 7. Gene Ontology annotation, molecular function: monoatomic cation transmembrane transporter activity. Lineage: Eukaryota; Viridiplantae; Streptophyta; Magnoliopsida; Poales; Poaceae. The transcript is spliced from 6 exons. Gene Ontology annotation, biological process: monoatomic cation transport; transmembrane transport. The coding region runs from base 202 to 1359 and encodes 385 amino acids. Gene Ontology annotation, cellular component: membrane. The record is from RefSeq and is a predicted model, not a curated record.
CGCGCCGUAGCCUAGCUUUCGGUGGUUCGCGUACGUACGUGGACGGGUGUGGAGACCGAGAGAUCCUCGCUGGUCGCAACCACGCGUGCGCCCCGCCCCAGCGCUGGCCCUCCCACCCGCGCCGCGCCAAUGGAUAUAUUCCUCCAGCUUUGGAUUUUGGCGUGAUCGUUAUUUCGCACCAGCCGCCGCUGUUCCGAUCCCAUGGGGAGCCCUGGACGACGCGCCGCCGGCGACACGGGGGAGCCAUGGAAGCUGCGGGUCGGCGACGACUUCACCGUCCCGGAGCGCUUCCACCGCAGGCCCCCCUUCCUCUCCAGGAUCUUCCCCGCCGGCUCCCACGGAAAACACCGGAAAAUUGCAAGAUACUACAAGAAGCAGGAAAGUCUUCUGAAGGAUUUCAGCGAGAUGGAAACCAUGAAUCAGAUUGGUACGGUUGAUCAGAAUGCUCCUACUGAGGAAGAGUUGAGGCAACUGGCAAAGGGUGAACGACUGGCCAUCAAUCUGUCGAACAUCAUCAAUCUGAUUCUUUUCAUUGGGAAAGUUGUUGCUUCAGUUGAAAGUUUAUCGAUGGCAGUGAUAGCUUCGACACUGGACUCCCUACUGGAUCUUCUGUCGGGUUUCAUACUCUGGUUUACUGCACAUGCUAUGAAAAAGCCCAACAAGUAUAGCUAUCCAAUUGGGAAGAGACGAAUGCAACCAGUGGGUAUAAUAGUCUUUGCAUCAGUAAUGGGAACACUUGGCUUCCAAGUGCUGAUCGAGUCAGGGCGGCAGCUUAUCACAAAUGAACACCAAAUAUUCGAUCACAGGAAGGAGCUGUGGAUGAUCGGCAGCAUGUCCUCGGUCGCGGUGGUGAAGUUCUUCCUGAUGCUCUACUGCCGGUCGUUCAAGAACGAGAUCGUGAGAGCGUACGCGCAGGACCAUUUCUUCGACGUGAUCACCAACUCCGUCGGCCUCGUCAGCGCGCUCCUCGCCGUCCAGUACAAAUGGUGGAUGGAUCCGGUCGGAGCCAUACUGAUCGCGGUGUACACGAUCACGACGUGGGCGAGGACGGUGGUGGAGAACGUGGGGACGCUGAUCGGGAGGUCGGCGCCGGCGGAGUACCUGACGAAGCUGACGUACCUGAUAUGGAACCACCACCAGCAGAUCCGGCACAUCGACACGGUGAGGGCCUACACCUUCGGCACGCACUACUUCGUGGAGGUGGACAUCGUCCUCCCCGGCGACAUGCCGCUCAGCCAGGCGCACGACAUCGGUGAGUCGCUCCAGGAGAAGCUGGAGCAGCUCCCCGAGGUCGAGCGCGCCUUCGUCCACGUCGACUUCGAGUUCACCCACCGCCCCGAGCACAAGGCCGAGGUCUGAAUAAUAUAUAUUACUCUCUUCACUUCACUUCACUACACUAUACUCUUAUAUUUUGGCUUGUAUAAAUUGUUUCCCUGUGAAAUCCACAAGGAUGUCAAUUGUACUACAACUGUCUCUGUAAGUAGAGUAGCUGAGCGUAACUGAAUUCUUGGUUCUUUUUUUGAGAAGAAAACUGAAUUCUUCUAGUGGGAUAUAUAUGCUUUUCUUUUGCUGGAAAA